GAUAACGGUGACUCAUCAUAUAGGACAAAUAUGGGAUUUUCUGUUGUGUGGGUGCAAUGUUAACCAACGAAUCCUGAAACCUUUCGUGAGAGCAGAUCCUUAUCUAUACGGCCUGUGGUGACUCGCCUACUCAAGCAUGGAAGGUGCCUCAGCAACAAGUCUGAACAAUUCAAUACCGAGCGCUGUGCUACUUGUUUGGUUGAAUUAGUUCCAGACUGAAGUUGUCCUUCAGUGUAAAAUCUGCACACGGGUUAGGAGUCAACUUCGCUUUCUUGAAACAGAAUUACCCGGAGUUGAGUACUUUGGAGGACUAUUUUCUUGCGGGAUUUUUACAGAACUGGACUUUCUCUGACUAAAAAUGAGACAGCUUUUGAUGAUGGAUAAUAACACGGAGGACGAUGUGCUGAGUGAUAACUGCACAGCAGUGAAUCCAGCAGUGUAUACAAUGUACGCUUCUGUGAUGAUUAUAGAAUUCAUUCUGGCUGUGCCGCUCAACCUUUCAGUACUUUAUCUGUUCAUCUUCAAGCUGCAGUUCUGGAAACCUAACUCCAACAACCUUUUCCUGUUCAACCUCGUCUUAGCUGACCUUCUUCUGCUAGUCUGUUUGCCAGUGAAUGCCUACAAUUACAUCUGGGGAGAACGGUACAGCUCAGAGAAAUUGGUCUGCAAAACAAUGUUUUUCAUGCUGUUUCUGAACCGAGGGGCCAGUAUUGCCUUCUUGACCGUGAUUGCGGUUGAUCGCUACUUCAACGUGGUGCAUCCUGGGAAAAAGAAUGUUGUCAUCAGAAGGUCCCCUCAAAUCUCUGUCCUCAUCUGGGUAGUUCUGCUCCCUCUGACCCUCCCCACCAUGCUGAAAACUGACUGCUGCAAUAGUCAUGGAGACGCCACUGACAUUUUGAGAGAGAUUGUGUUUUUCACCCAGAUUCUCAUCCCUUUCUUUGUGCUGGUCUACUGCACGGUGCCCAUUGUCAACAGACUUAAAAAGCAAACAAUAGGGGACACAACCAAGCUGCGUCGAGCAGUGUUUCUGGUCACCUUGGUCAUGUUGGUCUUCUCUUUCUGUUUCCUACCUUGUACCUUAGCAAGAAUGGUUUUGCUGAUUGUCAGAAAGUUGAAUCAAGAGAAUGCUAAAGAUAUAUGGGUUCAGGUCUAUGAUGGUCUGAUAGUUUUAUCCUACAUGGAUUGUCUAAUAGAUCCAUAUGUGUACUGCUUGAGUAGCAGUAAGUUCAAAAGUCUCUACCUGUCAACGUUUUGUCCCUGUCUAGCUGGCACGGAUGAAGAAACAACCGACAACACAAACUCGACAGACAACCCUGGAAAUGCAAAACGCAAGAACAACCCAAUGUAUUAUAGUAGGUAGGAAGCGGACAUGAAAAUUACUGAUGUAUUACUGCUUUUUAUCAUGAUGAACGUGUUUUUCCAAACCGGACUGUGAUUCAAUGCCCUUUUUCUGUUGUCAUCUGUGCUCUGGUUUAUUUUGCCUGUGAUGUCAUGUUAAGCACACAAUGAAUCACAAUGAGUUGCUACUAAAUGUCUGGUUGGAUUAUUAUAUCAUUCUAGAAACUUUCUGAUUACUGUUGUUCCUACCACUCCUAGUACUCUUGCUGAGGCCAAUAACGACAGUUUCCCAGUGUUUCAUUCCAAUUUUACAAACCUUCGAUUAUUAUCAUUUGAUGAUUAUCACGGUGAACAAAAUAUUUCUUUGAGAGAUUUUUUUGAUCAUACUACACAUUGAAAUAGUCUGAGUACUAGUCUCUUUUUGUGACAUUCUACUUCUUGCCACUCCUAAUUAUUAACAAAGGAAUUGCAUGAAAUGACAAGGAGUGGCAGGGAGUUAGCUAAUGUGACACAAAAAACUAGUUACAACAUGGUCAGCCAUACUUCUUACCACUCAGAGAAUGUGUUGGAACAGGACACACCUUGGGCUGCCAACCAUCACCUGACGAAGGCGAAAUGGGAAUGUUUGUUUUCUGAUUG
Esox lucius (northern pike) is the source of this 1977-nucleotide messenger RNA. RefSeq names its product G protein-coupled receptor 31 (gene gpr31). Lineage: Eukaryota; Metazoa; Chordata; Actinopteri; Esociformes; Esocidae. Gene Ontology annotation, molecular function: G protein-coupled receptor activity. The coding region runs from base 359 to 1360 and encodes 333 amino acids. The transcript has a single exon. The record is from RefSeq and is a predicted model, not a curated record. Gene Ontology annotation, biological process: G protein-coupled receptor signaling pathway. Gene Ontology annotation, cellular component: membrane.